Molecule: messenger RNA, 839 nt
Organism: Molossus molossus (Pallas's mastiff bat)
Lineage: Eukaryota; Metazoa; Chordata; Mammalia; Chiroptera; Molossidae
Product: granzyme B-like
Exons: 5
Coding region: 60-839 (259 amino acids)
Biological process (GO): proteolysis
Cellular component (GO): intracellular membrane-bounded organelle; cytoplasm
Molecular function (GO): serine-type endopeptidase activity
Source: RefSeq, a predicted model, not a curated record
GGGGCUAGGAGAGCACGGAGAAACCCCUGCAGCUCCCACCUGAGCAGUCUUCCGGGAAGAUGUGGCCUUCACUGUUCCUGAUCCUGUUGGCCUUUUUGCCACCCCCCGGGGCAGAGGCAGGGAAGAUCAUCGGGGGACAUGAAGCCAAGCCCCACUCCCGCCCCUAUAUGGCCUAUGUUCACAUUAAAGACAAGACGGAGAGCAGGUGUGGCGGUGUCCUUGUGGAAGAGAACUUUGUCCUGACAGCUGCUCACUGCAAAGGAAGGUCAAUCAGUGUCACCCUGGGGGCCCACAACAUCAAGAAGCAGGAGAAGACCCAGCAGGUCAUCCUGGUGAAAAGAGCCAUCACCCACCCAGACUAUGAUUCUAGGAAGAUCUCCAAUGACAUCAUGUUACUGCAGCUAGAGAGAAAAAUCAAGAAAACGAACGCUGUGAAGCCCCUCCACCUACCCAGGAGCAGGACCUGGCCGAGGCCAGGACAGGAGUGCACUGUGGCCGGCUGGGGGCGUGUCGCCCCUAAGGGCAGGCUCCCAGACACCCUGCAGGAGGUAGAGCUGACCGUGCAGCCGGACCAGGUGUGCGAGGACCACUUACCCCGUUAUUACAACAAGACCAUUCAGCUGUGCCUGGGGGAUCCGACAGAAAACAAGGCCUCCUUUCAGGGAGACUCUGGGGGACCUCUCAUGUGCAAGAACACGAUCCAGGGCAUUGUCUCCUAUGGAAACAAGAAUGGGAAACCACCUCGGGCCUACACCAAAGUCUCGGUUUUCCUGCCCUGGAUUAAGGAGACCAUGAGAAGCCUCCAACGGCAGGAACUAGACGAUCUUCUCUGGAGCUAA